ACCCUUUUCUAGUGGGCCACUUUUUCUUUCUCGCCCAGAAAGGAAGAGGUUCUACUUCAGAUUUCACCUCUCCACUUCCAGAAAAAAAUCCCAAAAAGCAAAAAAAAGUAAAACUCACCCCUUCCCCUUUGUUUGCGAACAGUGAUCACGCAGUACCUCCAAAUUCCCGGUGCAGUAUUCACGAUUACGCCUCCCUCCCUCUCGGCUUUCCGCCAUUCCUUUUCCUCGUGAGAAGCUCGCUCGCGAGUUCGAUUCUUUGCGCGUGAACGGAAACGGCCACGCGUUCGGCCUUCCGUCGGAGGAAAUGCUGUCGGCGGGGGCGAUGGCGGUUGAAUGUUAGAGUAAAUCGACGAUGACGGUAGUAGUGUUAGGGUUAAGAACCGAUGGGAGCGGGAAUGGCCAAGGAGGCGUCGAGGUUUAUUAGCUCGAUACCGCCGGCCAACCUGGCGCUCUUACAGCAACCGAACGGUAAAGUGAGCACCGCCACCGCCGCCGCUGGCGGAGGAGGAAAGGUUCAGAGUAUUCAUCAUCAACAGCAGCAGCAUAAUGAGUGGUGCUUGUGGCGAGGGAGGUGGAGAUCCUCUGCGGCACAGGGAAUAAUGCAGCGGAGGAAGAUCCCGUGGUCGUUAAUCUGCGGCUUGAUGCUGUUCGCGCUCGGGAUGGUUUCGCUCUUCACUGGACAUAUGGCCUCUGAUCUCGAGUGGUACUCUCAGCGGCUGGUAAAGCGUAGCCUCUACUCCAGAUUCAAUGUUAUUCGACGAGAACCUAUCGAUAUUUGGAGAUCCAAGUACUCGAAAAUGUUCUACGGAUGCAGCGAAAGAGGCCGCAAAUAUGCUCCUGCCACAUCUGAACGGAAAUCUAAUGGAUAUCUUCUUAUAGCAGCAAGUGGAGGACUUAACCAAGAAAGAACAGGAAUAACUGAUGCUGUAGUUGUUGCGAGGUUUCUUAAUGCUACACUAGUUGUUCCUGAAUUGGAUCACCAUUCUUAUUGGAAAGAUGAUAGUGAUUUUGUUGAUAUAUUCGAUGUCGAUUGGUUCAUCUCGUACCUUGCGAAAGAUGUCACAAUUGUCAAAAGAGUUCCAGAUAAAGUUAUGCGAUCAAUGGAUAAGCCUCCAUAUACAAUGCGCGUACCCAGAAAGUCCCCACCCGAAUAUUAUAUGGAUCAAGUUUUACCUAUAUUAUUGAGGAGACAAGUUGUGCAGUUGACGAAGUUUGAUUAUAGGCUUGGCUAUGAGCUUGAUGAAGAAUUGCAGAAGUUGCGGUGCCGUGUUAACUAUCAUGCUCUGAGAUUCACAAAGCCAAUACGUGAAGUUGGCCAAAAGAUUGUUAUGAAAAUGAAAACAAUGGCUACACGCUUCAUUGCUAUUCACUUGAGAUUUGAACCGGAUAUGCUUGCCUUUUCUGGAUGCUACUUUGGAGGUGGUGACAAAGAAAGAUUUGAGCUGAGUCAAAUAAGAAAAAGAUGGGACACAUUGCCAGAUCUAAGUCCCGAAGACGAGAGGGCAAGAGGGAAAUGCCCUCUCACACCUCAUGAAGUAGGAUUGAUGCUUCGUGCAUUGGGUUUUGCUAAUGACACAUACCUCUAUGUCGCAUCUGGAGAAAUAUAUGGAGGAGAAGAAACUCUGCGACCCCUGAAAGAACUGUUCCCGAACUUUUACACCAAGGAGAUGCUUGCUGACCAAGAGCUGAAACCUUUACUUCCUUACUCUUCCCGCUUGGCUGCUGUGGACUACAUUGUCUGUGAUGAGAGUGAUGUCUUUGUCACAAACAACAAUGGAAACAUGGCUAAGAUUCUUGCUGGACGAAGGAGGUACGCAGGACACAAGAGAACAAUUCGGCCGAACGCUAAAAGGCUGAGUGCAUUGUUCCUGAAAAGACAGAAAAUGGACUGGGAAACGUUCUCCAAAAAGGUAAAAUCAUGCCAGAGAGGGUUCAUGGGCGAACCGGAUGAUGCGAAACCUAGCAAGAGUGAGUUUCACGAACACCCUGCUUCGUGUAUCUGCGAGAAGCCAUUCACUGAGGACGGUAACUUCAAGGAAGAACCCGCUUACUCACAGAACCGGUCGUCUCUCAACCCGAACGCUCGACGACAGCAAUAAAGAGGAUUUGUCUUCAGGAGAGGCUAAGGAUGAUGUUGAAGGAAAAGCUGAUGCCAAGGAAAUGCAACAGCAGAAGUAGUAAGCCAUUUUUUUGCUGAGAGACUUGAGAUUCACUCAUUCCGAGUACAGACAACUGUGCAUACCAGUGGGAACUCUCAUUCGCAUCGCCAUGAUCGAGAAGCAGCCUGCUGAGAACACUCUGGUUGUGUCUUCUUCUUCUAGUGCUUAGCUUCUGUAGGCAGAUUGUGGACGGAUGAGUGGUUGUACAGGAGAAGACUUUUGGUGAGUUGCAACUGUUCAUAAAAUUAGUUUUUGGUAGGUAAAAUGGUGUGAUGCUCGCUACAAAGAUUGACGUGGGUGCUUACUUUUAUUCUAUUUCGGAAGUAAAGGAUGAGCUAGUCGCUGCAUGGUAAACACAACGAGAAAUCCAUGGUUUAUAGCAAACAAUUCAACCUU
Molecule: messenger RNA, 2555 nt
Organism: Linum tenue
Lineage: Eukaryota; Viridiplantae; Streptophyta; Magnoliopsida; Malpighiales; Linaceae
Source: the annotation of a GenBank genome assembly